UUGCAUCAUGAAAUUCAUUUCCAGGAAGUGGACUUCGUAUUUGCAUCGUUCACGCGCAGUGCCAACGGAAUUCGUGCAAUUCGUAAAAUACUGGGUGAAAAAGGAAAACAUAUCAAAAUUAUAGCUAAAAUUGAAAAUCAGGAAGGAGUAGAUAAAGCUGAUGAAAUCAUUGCGGCAUCGGAUGGCAUUAUGGUGGCACGCGGUGAUCUCGGGAUCGAAAUUCCUGCUUCUAAAGUAUUUCUUGUACAGAAAAUGCUCAUCGCAAAAUGCAAUCGAGAUGGUAAACCGGUGAUUUGUGCAACACAGAUGCUUGAAUCAAUGGUCAGCAAGCCAAGACCGACCAGGGCCGAAGGUCUGCAUUUUAGCGGGUGUAUGUGCCACCUCGUUCAUUUUAGAGCCCAAAAGAUUCAUUUCGGCUUGGUAACUGUCCCCAGUAUUUGA
Gongylonema pulchrum is the source of this 441-nucleotide messenger RNA. NCBI's taxonomy places the organism in Eukaryota, Metazoa, Nematoda, Chromadorea, Rhabditida, Gongylonematidae. The record is from the annotation of a GenBank genome assembly.